Molecule: messenger RNA, 786 nt
Organism: Symsagittifera roscoffensis
Lineage: Eukaryota; Metazoa; Xenacoelomorpha; Acoela; Convolutidae
Product: tryptase gamma-like
Exons: 3
Coding region: 1-786 (261 amino acids)
Biological process (GO): proteolysis
Molecular function (GO): serine-type endopeptidase activity
Source: RefSeq, a predicted model, not a curated record
AUGAAUGAUUUAUUUCUAGCAAUCUGCGUGACAGUCCUUUUUCCAGUUUCUAGUUUUUCAUAUUCCGAGUUUAAUUCUUUGUCGAAGAGAAUAAACGGGGGGCAUAAAUCGCCGCCCAGGCCAUUCUAUGUGGUGUGGGACGGACCUAGUGGGGACUGUGGAGGUGUGAUCAUUUCACCCACCUGGGUGAUCAUACCCGCAACAUGCGCCACUGACAAUGGCAAAACUAAGGCGUUGAGUCGCCAAGUAGUUGUGACGGACUACUCAAAAUCCAACUGGAAGACAACACAACGGAGGAUUGGAAUAAGAAAAGUGAUCCUGCCACCAGGAGGAAUGAAAGCGUACUGGGAUAGAAGACCCGCUUUGAUCCAACUAUCCAAGUCAGUCGGUCGAAGCAAGGCUAUCAAACUUUGUCUGGACGACUUUGGGGGUAGUCAAGUUGGAUAUUGUGGCAUGGGGUUCACGGAAAACUGGAAAAAACCGAGUGUUCUUCAGGAAGUGAUUGCAAAAGAUGUUGGCAAAAGCGCCUGUAAUAAAAAAGAUUUGAAUCUCAACACAAUGGUGUGCCUAAAAGACCAGGGUUCUCCCAACAUUGAAACCCAGGAAGACAUGGGUGCGCCUGCGUACGUGAUGAGAAAUGGACAACCCUACUAUCCCAGAGCUUGCACGAUUUCCGCGCUGCGAUCUUUAAUUGUAGAUGCUGAAAGUGAGGAAAACAAUGAAAAUAAAAUGGAAAAGUUCAGGAAAAAGGAAAAGAAGGAGGAGAGGGAUUCGAGGGGAAAUUAA